AGCAGCCGGAAGUUGCGGAGCCGUCCCCGCAAACCACAGCAAGUGAGGGGAAGUCGGACAAUACCUCCACAGCCGUCAGCAUGCCGACAUCGCAGACGGCGCCCGCUGCAAAGCAGCCGGACGUUGCGGAGCCAUCCUCUGAAGCUUCUCCAGUGAAAGAGGCGACCCCAGUGAAUGCCGAGGCUGCGGCGCCGAUAGCGGCGGAAGUCCCGGCCGAGGCAGUCCCGACCGAAGCGGCGGCCGCGCAGAGCGAGCCGAUGGCCACGGAGGAGCCGCAAAGCGAGAAGGCCGAUGAAGAGAUGAUCGAGGCUCUACCUCCCGCUCUCCAGACGCUGCUCGAAGCCGCGCGGGCUGAGGAGGCGGUGCUCAAAGAUCGUCUGGCGCAGCUGACGCCCAGCGCGGAGGCCGCGUGGCGGCUGCGCGGGGCGGAGGCCGAGGGCGAGCGCGCAGCGAUGGGCGCCAUCGCGCGGCUCAGGGCGAGUCUCAAGGUGCAACAGCUGAAAGGAGAGGCCGAGAAGGGCUUGCAGGCCGAGAUGGUGACCAGCCUCCAGGCAGCGGCCGCCCGACUGCGGGCGGCGGAGCCCGAGGUGAGGUUCGACUCCGAAGGCCAGCGCUUGGCCGCGCCGGCGCGGAAGGAAGUGUGGGCGGCCGCGGAGGAGCUGCUGCGGAGCUUCGUGGAGGAGGCGCGGCACGCCCACGCCGCGCAGACCGCGGAGCUGGAGACGUGCAAGGCGAAGGUCGCCGAGAGUGCUGAAGCGCUCCAAGAGGCGAAGCUGCAGCAUGAGGCCACGCCAGGAGCCCAAAGAGGCCGCUCUGGCCAUGGUCUUCCAGCAGACGGUCCCUGUGACCUGCGAGCACCUCACCGCGGCCAUCGCCGCUUUGAGGAAGGAGCACUGCGAGCUGAGAGCUUCGCAGGUGGUGGUGACCAAAGGACUCACCAAGCUCCGCUUGCUGAUGACGGACUCCUUGGAGGCCUGGGCGAGCCGACGGAAGGCAAGGCCGGCCCUGGGCCUCUUGGGGCAGUGCGACGCAGCGCGGCGGAGCUUGGAGAAGAGGGAAGCCAUGCCGCCGGAGGUGCAGGACCUGGCGGAUGAAGAGACGCGCUUGCGCAGUGUCAUAUCCCUCUACUUGAGGCAAUCUGGCGCGGCGCAGCUUCAAGCCGCUCUACGGCUUCACAGCCUGCCAUGGGAGACAUCCGAAGAUUCGGUGGUUCGUGACGAGCCCAGGACGCCAGAUCUGAAGCUGUGGAAACUGCCGUGCCACGAUAUCCAGGCGCUGCAAGAAGAGAUUGCGGCCUUGCGCCGCCACAUUGAACAGGAGGAGCAAAGAGCGCAGAGGUUGGAAGAAGGAUUUGCGAAUGUCGGGCUUGACGACGGCGACGGCAAUGAGGAGGAUCAGGACAUGGCGCCACCUCCGGCGCCGGGUCCUGUGGCGCUGCCCUUCACGGCCGAGAAGUCCGGCGCAGAUGUGCCAGAGCAGCAUGCGGAAGCUGCUUGGAAGGCCGCCUGCAAGGCGGUGGCUUCGGCAUAUGGGAAGCAGAAGGAAGCUGCCGCAGUGUCAACCCGGAAGGCGCAGCAGGCGCUGGAGCUGCAACGGCUGGAGCUUCAGCAGCGGCUGAUGGCGCAGGAGCUGGAGGCCAUCCGGGCCAAGUGCUUGCCAGCUUCAGCCCCACCGCAAGGUUUGGCCAAUGAAGGCUUGAAGGAGGCAAAAAUGCUGCGCACGGAUUUGAGCAAAGUCUCCAGCCUGCCGAUCCAUCUUCGCUCCGCCGCUUUGAAGCUGGUCUCCAGCGCUGAAGCGGCGAAGUUGUCCUCAAUCAUCCAGUGCCAGUGGUGGAGCAGAAGGAAGCGCAGCGCCUUUGCCAAUGCUACAAGGAUGCAUUAGCAGACAGGGACAAGGCGGCGGAGGCGUUGCUGACCUGGAACGGUAGGCACUUGCAAGCAUCUUCGCAGAGAAGACGUCGGGUGGACCUCGAACAGACGUUGGAGGAUCUUGGGCAGCAGAUUGCGGAAGAUGCCAAAGCCUUGGCAGACUUCGACAGGGCGCACCAUGAGUUGGAGGACCAGGUCAAGGCGGGUGCCAAAGAGCUCAUGGAGACGCAGCAGAGGAGGACGGUGCUGACGAGCAAGUGCAAGCAGGCGGCGGAGGUGACGAGUCAGUUCAACAAGGCCCAGAAAGACCUGCAGCUGAUCCAGAAGAAAUGCGAGGAGACCUGAAGUCUGAGCUGGUGACCAUGGCGCAGGACCAAGACUCCGGGAAGGAGGCGCGGCGCAAAGAGAUUGAGGACCUUCAGGAGAAGAAGCAGAAAAGCGAGGAGAUGAGGCGAGCAAAACGCAGGCCGAUGAGAAGGAAUUCUCCGAGACCCAGGCGGCGGAGCGGGAGCGUCUGAAGGCUGAGUUCGAAGCGCUGGAGAGCAGCGCCACGGCCAAGGCCAAAGCGGACGCCAGCCGCGUGCUGGAGCUGCAGGCGACUCG
Messenger RNA from Effrenium voratum, 2471 nucleotides. NCBI's taxonomy places the organism in Eukaryota, Dinophyceae, Suessiales, Symbiodiniaceae. The record is from the annotation of a GenBank genome assembly.